Messenger RNA from Morus notabilis, 460 nucleotides. Its product is annotated as subtilisin-like protease SBT5.4. The record is from RefSeq and is a predicted model, not a curated record. Gene Ontology annotation, molecular function: serine-type endopeptidase activity. The transcript has 4 exons. The annotation marks the transcript as partial. Gene Ontology annotation, biological process: proteolysis. NCBI's taxonomy places the organism in Eukaryota, Viridiplantae, Streptophyta, Magnoliopsida, Rosales, Moraceae.
AUGGGGCUUCUAAAGCCUUCGACUAUCAUCCAGUUUCUCAUUCUUUUUUCUCUCCUCCAUAUUCCAGCUCUUGCUGCAAAACAACCUUAUAUAGUGUACCUGGGCUCACAUGCACAUGGACCUAAGAUCACAGAAGCUGAUCUUGAUCGUGUGGCUGAUUCUCAUUAUGAACUACUUAGUUCCUUUCUUGGAAGCAAAGAGAAGGCUAAAGAGUCAAUCUUUCUCUCGUAUAAGAGAAAUAUCAAUGGUUUUGCGGCCUUUCUUGAGGAGGAAGAGGCUGCCCAAAUCGCUAAGCACCCGGGAGUUGUAUCGGUGUUCCUAAACCAAGGAAGGAAAUUACACACCACGCAUUCAUGGAAUUUCAUGAUGCUUGAAGAUCAGAAGGGUUUCCCUAUUCGUAAUUCUAUUUGGAGGAAGGCCAAGUUUGGAAAAGACACAAUCAUUGCUAAUCUUGAUACCG